AUGUCCGAGAAGCUUUUUGUGUUGGGGCAAUGCCCGCUCAGUGCGCACCUUCUUCAGCUCAUCCUUGGCACGAGUAUGCGAGAUUCACAUGUCAACACUUCACUUUGCUUCCUUCACUUUUCUGUGCAUCUUUCGCGCCUGCCUCCUGUACGAACACCCAACGUCGGCGAACGUCUGUCUGGUCUUCACGCCUGCCUUUUGCAAAACUCACUAAGACCUCUUCGUGUCAACUGCUUUCCACAUUGUCAAUCGAUCAUCGCUUUUGACAUGGCCGCUCGCAUUCCCCCAAUCACUGUCAACCUCGAGAUUCCGGUGCUGGCUGAGCUUCUUCAAUCAAAUAACGAUCUCCGGAGAGAGAUUCCAGUUCUUCGCAUCGAACUUUCAUCGCGCAUGAGCGCCGUAGAAGCUCGCAUGCCCAGCCAACAAGUCGACCCAGCGCCGGUAGCAGAUCUCGCCGACGACGACUCCUCCGUUCAGCAAGAUUUCAACGCCCAAACCAGCAGCCAUGCACAUCAAGAUGGCCACGUUCUAGAUGAUCACGAGGACGAUUUCCAAAAACAUGGUCCCGCACCCGAACAUGAUUUCGCCCAUGAUUCUUCCCCUAGCGCUGAUGAAGGGAUCACCAUGCCUUACCAAGCCUCUCCACCACCUGCUCAUGGCAGAAAGCGCAAGCGUACGGCCAACCCUGUUGCUACUCAGCAAAGACCCGAAGAACCUGGAUCUUCGAGGUCAGAGUCUCCUUUCGAUUCAAACAUCGACGUUCAUGAGUCGUCAGACAGACUCGAUAUGAUACCAGCCGUCCGACCUCAGUCCAAAGCGCCCGCAUCGCCACAGAAAUUUCGCCCCCAACGUACUGAGACUGUCAUGGAUGAUAUAGAUGAGACUCUUACCCAGGUUUCCCCAGAGAUAACCAUGAGUCAGUACGGUAGGCUUCGUAGACAAGCUCAGCGACCACCUGGCUUUGUCGACACUCCAAAACCUGCACUCCAUACUGCACCUUCCUUACGUCUCACUUUAGUCACAAAACACAACUCUUGUGAUCAACCAAUGUGCGAAACCCCUUUCUUAAGUGAGGGAGACUCUUACAUUGCUUACUCUAACUGGUCGAGCAGCACUGCAUACUGCACCUUUCUCCAGUCCUACUUCUGUCACAGAUCUUGUGAUCAAUCCACGAUCUCCCCUUCGUACCUUAUCCAAACAGACUUCUCAACCAGCCACAACAUGAAUCUUCCCAUUAGCAGAGCAGAGGUGUACAACCUCUUACACCAACAGAAGACCGAUGCAAACCGCAAGAUGGGAAUUCUCUACCAUCAUUCAAAAAUUCAUAACAAUCGGUUGAAUCGUAAUGAUCACAACAUCGGGGCAAUGGAUACCAGUAUCCAGGGUCUGACUAGACAGUUGCAUGAUCUGGGCACAGAACAACAGAGACAGGCAGACGUUCAACAGAGACAAGAAGAACGUCAGCAGUCUUAUCACCAAGAUGUGAAUCAGUCCUUGCGCCAGAUUCUCGCGGCCGUGGAACGCAACAGACAACCGACUCUGCCAGACGAACAGGCUCCAAACCCAGCUAGUCACGAACAGGGACCGGUUGAGCCUCAAGCAGAAGAGGAGGAAUCCGUUGUUUCCGUGCGAUCUCCCACACCUGAACUGAGACGUGGACCACGCAUCAUACUCAAAAACAGCAAGAUCCCUCCCACCCAAGUCUCGAACGACGGAGAGUUUGAGCUUCUUGUACACAAAAUGCCUGGGAGCCAAAGCCUGACAUAUCUGCAGAAACGCCCGCCGAGCAUUGCCUCCUCCCAAGGGCCAGCUGUUGACACGAGCACAGUCCUUCCAAGAUCCCCGGCACUUCCAAGAUUCCCAGCACACAGAGAGGCCGCGAGCAGACUGGCUGGAUCAGUCCUGAGCCCGUGGGCACAUCUGACCCGGAAGGAACCUGGCAGCCCCAUCCUAGGGCCUGCUACAACCGUGGCCCCGCCACCCGAUCAAGUGCCAGGAUCGCAAGCCGCCCGGCGGUACAGUAUUACUAGGAAGACAAUCUCUAAGAGUUAG
Molecule: messenger RNA, 2052 nt
Organism: Aureobasidium namibiae CBS 147.97
Lineage: Eukaryota; Fungi; Ascomycota; Dothideomycetes; Dothideales; Saccotheciaceae
Exons: 12
Coding region: 1-2052 (683 amino acids)
Source: RefSeq, a predicted model, not a curated record